CCAUCAGCUGGAUUAGCAAUCACAAAGAUAUGAAAAUUAAGGCCGACACGUGGCAUGUGAAUGGAAAACGGCAAAUAGAUGUGCCUUUUAGCGAAAAGCUGGAAUUUAGUUCUGACGCACACCCCACUACGCUGACAAUCAGGUGUUUCUUUACCGAGGAAUACACAAAUCGAACAAUUAGCAAACGGCAGAGGAUAACGGUAUACAAAAACAAGUACGUUGUGACGAAGGAAAAUAGAAGGCUCACGUAUCAUCAGGGAUCACCAUUCACCGCCAGAUUGAAAGUCACUUAUAACAAUGAUGAACCAGCAAAACUUGUUACCUUGCUUGUUGCAGUUCAAGGUGUAAAUGAAACAUAUCGACAAAAUUGCACAGGUAAUAGGAAGGGUUUAAUUACAUUCUCAAUGCCCACAAACAAUUCUACGAAACUAAAUUCCUUAAAAGUGUAUGACGGCGAUCAAGAGAUCGAUAGAUGGAAUAUUUACAACGUUCCUAGCGCUGAUUUACUUGCAGAUAAAUACAUCAAAGUAGAAUUACUAACACGCGUCAAAUUUAACCGAAUGAUAAGGUUAUUAAUCACUUGCUCGGAUAACAUGACCAUUCUUCUGUACCACGUUUUCACAAAAGGAAACAUUGUUGAGUUUGGUUCUUUUAAACCAAACCAAACGAACAGAUACUCAUUCCAACUGUUGAUGUCUGAUAAGCUUAUCCCUCGAUCGAGAAUUUUUGUUGCCACUAUUGUGCGCAAAUCAUUUAUAUGCGGAGACGUGGAACUAUCUAUCAACGACUUUGGUAACCCGCUCAAAAUAAAUAUCGAAGAAAACAUCAGCGAAGAUGGCGUUGAUCCCGGGGAUGAAAUUGAGUUAGGCAUUCGCGGUCGUCCAGGAGCGUUCGUAGCAUUGACAGCGUAUGACCAACGUUUGCUGCAGCACGGGAAGGAUCAUGACAUCUUGUUUGCAGAUGUAUGGGAAUCGUUGUAUAUGCUUCAUCCUUCAACUACUUACAAUAUUCGGCGUGAACUGGUCACUGAAUUAUUUACAAUCAUUACUGAUGCUACAACUUCAGUUCUAGGCAAGUGCAAUCGAUAG
Molecule: messenger RNA, 1088 nt
Organism: Anopheles darlingi
Lineage: Eukaryota; Metazoa; Arthropoda; Insecta; Diptera; Culicidae
Exons: 6
Coding region: 30-1088 (352 amino acids)
Source: RefSeq, a predicted model, not a curated record